AUGUUUAUCGAUACGCCGGAGGGAUACGACAAUCUGACCGAGAAAUCUCGCGAGAUUUUACAGCUGCUGAACUUGCAGGAAAUGGAGCAUUUUGAUUGGUUCUUGAAGGCUGAUGAUGACACCUAUGUCAUCAUGGAGAAUAUGCGCUUUAUAUUGAAAGGGCUAAAUCCGGAAAGACCUGCGUAUCUGGGUUACCAGCUGGAGCCCACCUGCGUCGACUCGCCCUACAUGAGCGACGGCGCAGGAUAUGUGUUCAGCCUAUCCGGGCUUAAGCGCCUCGUUGAAAAGGGAUUCCAGGUCAGAUAUCAGUACUGUUAUAGAUCCAGGCCAGAUUUCAGUAAAUACCAGGAAUACAGGGCGCUUGCCAGGAAAAAAGAAGCUUCGAGGAUUUAG
This is a messenger RNA of Dreissena polymorpha, 393 nucleotides long. RefSeq names its product glycoprotein-N-acetylgalactosamine 3-beta-galactosyltransferase 1-like. The record is from RefSeq and is a predicted model, not a curated record. Gene Ontology annotation, cellular component: membrane. Lineage: Eukaryota; Metazoa; Mollusca; Bivalvia; Myida; Dreissenidae. The coding region runs from base 1 to 393 and encodes 130 amino acids. The transcript has 4 exons. Gene Ontology annotation, molecular function: N-acetylgalactosaminide beta-1,3-galactosyltransferase activity.